GGGCUUUGAAUGUGACGGUAGAGUUGGGUGAGCUGGGUUGAUGGUUCCUAUGCAUCUUAAAAGGACAAAUGCGUUGCUUCGUUUCUAAGUCGAAUAACAAGAGGACGAAGUCAAUGCGAUCAAACUUGGAAUGGGUCGAGGUUCAGUGCCUGAGAUUUACAGGCACGCUCAGUCGCAGAGAAUUGUUCUUUUUUCUUUUUCUGCGAAGAGGCAUCUAUAUAUUUCCUUUCUCUGAUUGCUUUUGUUUUAUAUUUUUCUGCCCCGUUUCCUCCUAUCACCACAACGAAAAUGAGAGACAUGGAAGUUCCCGGUGGAAGAUUUUGAGAGAGAUUGUCUUUUUGUUUGCUUGGGUUCCAAAGAAAUCGACCACAAAAUCUUUUCUUUCCAUCCAAUUCUUGUACAUUAAGAAGAUUGAAAUAUUCUUUGUCCUCUGAGCUUAUUUUGUUUGGAGUUUCUGCUAAGAAACUGAAACAUAAAUUGUUUCCACUUUUGGGUUAGUUGGCGGAGCAAAGUUAUGGCAGGAGCAUUAAUCGGAGAGGCUGCUUUGGGAGCAGUACUUGGAGAGGUAUUUUCACUGUUGUUUGAAACCGUCAAGGAUGUGACAAAGAAAGCCCGUCUGUUCGAACCCACUCUGAAAUGCCUCCAAUCCACGCUACUUUCUUUGACGCCAAUAUUCGAAGAUAUAAAACGGUUAAACAGAGAUCUGGAACACCGUGAAGAGGAAACGAAGAAAUUGAUUGAUCAAAUGAAAAAGGGUGAGAAGCUAGUUAGCAAGUGCUUGAAAAUUCAGUGGUGGAAUUACUGCAUGAAACCCCAUUACGCAGGCAAACUCAUGGAGUUAGACGAGGAAAUUUCCAGGUUCUUUCGGUUUGAUUUGCAAGCAUUGAAUGCGAGGAAUGUGUUAGAGACUUUGGUUGGGGUGAACGAUAUUCGUAAGCACAUGAAUUUGUCCGUUAAGAAUUCUCGGUUGAGUUGCGCGGUGCCUGUGCCCCCAGAUUAUAUUGUUGGGUUGGAUGUGUCUAUAAAGGAGUUGAAGAUGCAGCUGCUGAAGAAGGAGGUGCCAGUGCUUGUAUUGACUGCUGCUGGAGGAUGCGGGAAGACCACGUUGGUGAAAAUGCUUUGUCAGGAUGAGGAAAUUAAAGGCACAUAUAAGGACAAUAUUUUCUUUGUCCCCGUUUCAAAAACUCCAAACCUGAAGGUCAUUACACAGAGGCUAUUUUCUCAUAGGGGUGAGCAGAAGCUUGAGUUUCAAAGUGAUGAAGAUGCAAUCAACCAGCUUGAGCAACUUCUGAAACAAAUUGAAGAUCCUAAACUGUUAAUACUGGAUGACGUCUGGUCCGGGUCCCAUCUUGAGAAGUUUGAGUUUCGUAUGCCAAAUUACAAGAUUCUUGUGACUUCAAGAACUGCAUUUCCUGGUUUUAGCUUCACGUAUAACAUGAAACCAUUAAAUGAUAAAGAUGCAAGGACUCUUUUUCAUCACUCAGCAAACUUGCAAGAUAGGAACUCUUCAAUCCCAGAUAAAGAUAUUAACAAGAUAUUGAAAUUCUGUGGGGGGCUCCCUCUGGCCAUUAAAGUGAUUGGCAGGUCACUCUGUGGACAGUCUGCUGAGGUCUGGCGCAGUAAAGCGAUGAAAUGGUCUACUGGUCAUUCUAUUCUUGGUUCUAACAGUGAUCUGCUUAAUUGUCUCGAAAAGAGCCUAGAUUUCUUAGAUGAUGAGCUCAUCAUCAAGGAGUGUUUCAUGGACCUAGGUUCAUUUCCUGAAGGCCAAAGGAUCCAUGUUGCUACUCUCAUUGAUAUGUGGACAGAGUUAUACGAACUAGAUGAAGAUGGCAUCCAUGCCAUUGCCAACCUAUAUGAAAUCAGUGCUAGGAAUCUGGCUAGUCUAUUUGUCACAAGGAAAGAUGCAAGUGAUUUUGCUAACUACUACAGUGAAGACUAUGUCACACAGCAUGAUCUUCUUAGAGAGCUUGCUAUCCAUCAAAGCAGCCAGGGGUCGAUAGAACAAAGGAAAAGACUGAUUAUUAAUAUUGGUGAAAACAAUCUUCCCAAGUGGUGGACGGACCAGAAGCAGCAAUCUCUCGCUGCUAAUUUAUUGUCUAUCUCAACUGAUGCAAUGUUCUCAUCAAGUUGGUGUAAUAUUCAACCACCCGAAGUUGAGGUUCUAGUUCUGAACUUCCAAACAAAGAAUUACCCAUUACCCAAGUUUGUGGAGAAAAUGGAUAAACUAAAGGUGUUAGUAGUCACAAAUUAUGGUUUCCUUCCUGCUGAAGUAAGUAAUUUUCAGCUACUUGGGUCUCUACCCUAUCUGAAGAGAAUCAGAUUAGAGAGGCUUUCAAUUCCUUUCCUGUGCAAGACCCCAAUGCAAAUGACUAGUUUGAAGAAGAUAUCCCUGUUUAUGUGUAGUAUCGGCCAGGCUUUUAGGAAUUUUACCGUCCAGGUUUCAAAUGCAUUGCCAAAUCUUACAGACAUAAACAUUGACUAUUGCAAAGACCUAGUGGAAUUGCCUGAUGGGCUGUGUGAUAUUGCCCACCUGAAGAAACUCAGUAUUACCAAUUGUCAUAAGCUGUCCGCACUACCUGAAGCAAUUGGAAUGUUGGCGAAUUUAGAAAUGCUAAGGCUUAGGUCCUGCACUGAUUUGUCAGAGUUGCCAGAGUCAAUUAGAAGCCUCCAGAACUUACGCAUUCUUGACAUAUCCGACUGCCUAAGCAUUAGCAAGUUGACGAAACACAUUGGUGAACUGUGUAAUUUAGAAGAGCUCCACAUGAAAGGAUGCUUGAGAUUGCGUGGACAGUUGCCAGAAUCAAUCAUGGAUCUUAAGCAGUUGAAGCUUGUUAUAUGUGAUGAAGAGAGGGCCAGGUUAUGGGAGCCUAUAAAAGACUUCCUCACCAAUCUAAAGGUAGUGGUGGCUGCUAAAGAGAUAAGCUUGAAUUGGCUUCCCAGUCGUUAGUGUAACGUUCUGUUCUUUUCCCUUCCGUCUUUCCCUUGUCUUUUUUUUCCUUCUGAAAAGAGCAUGAAACAGAAGUGAGUUUGUACACCCAGAAAAAAGAAGGUAU
Juglans microcarpa x Juglans regia is the source of this 3053-nucleotide messenger RNA. RefSeq names its product probable disease resistance protein At5g66900. Gene Ontology annotation, biological process: defense response to fungus. The coding region runs from base 515 to 2947 and encodes 810 amino acids. Gene Ontology annotation, molecular function: ADP binding. The transcript is spliced from 6 exons. NCBI's taxonomy places the organism in Eukaryota, Viridiplantae, Streptophyta, Magnoliopsida, Fagales, Juglandaceae. The record is from RefSeq and is a predicted model, not a curated record.